CAGUAUAGAGCUGCCUCCAGUCCCAUCUGUCUAAUGUUUCACUCUGAUUUAGUUUUUUCACCCCGGGCUACAAUAAAACUACUGCAGAGGGUCCCACCCAGAAAGGAACCUUUUGAGCUGCUGGGAAAGGCAAAACCAAGCUGGGGGGGGAAAAAACACCUUUUUUCUGCAAAGUGGAAUUCACUUUCCAGCAAAGCCCUGAGAGAGCUGGCUGCCUCUGUAGAGCUGGCUCUUUACUGGGAAAGCAGAAACUCCACAGAUCUCUGGCGUGGAACAUAACCAAACCUCUUAUUACUGAUGGACGCUUGGAUUUAAGCAGCAACAGGAGCCUGGGAAGUUUGAAAUCAGUGGAAACCGAACAGCUGCUUUUCAGAACUCACCCCCCAGGCAGGCCCAAGACACCAAUGAGAUAAGAAAGAUAAAAUAACAGGAAAUUCCGUUUGUUGGAGAAUAAAAGCUCUUUCAACACUUGCAUGACUUUCAAUAGGCGUUGACAUGUAAAGGCUCCAAAUGUUCUCUUGCGGCUGAAGUCAUCGGUUUACAAACAUCCGGGGCUUGUAUUUGUUGGAUGAGCCUUCCUGUAUGACCCAAUAAUUCAGAUACAGGGCAAAAAGCAAUGUUUCUGAACCUGGCAGACCUCUAAAACUGGGUCUUUGAUCAAAGCUUGGCAUGAAACGAUCUGCCAUUCUGCAUGUUGACGCAUACACAGGGCCAAAGGCAAGCGUUUGGGAAGAUCAGGUACAAUGAAGACCCCAUUUUUGCUUCUUACCUUUACGUUGGUGCUGGAUUCUGCUUACUCAGUUAGAAGGGACAGAAGACAGAGUGAUUUUUGGGACAACUGGAGCAACUGGGGAGAAUGCAGUCGUUCCUGUGGUGGGGGAGUAAGUUUCAGAGAGCGUCAAUGUUACUCUCGUAGGGCAGAUGGAGGAUCGAAUUGUAUUGGACCAACUAGAAACUAUCGCUCAUGUAAUGUGCAGGAAUGUCCUGAAGCCUCCCGAGAUUUUCGGGCGGAACAAUGUUCGGAGUAUGAUGGGAUGGAAUUCCAGGGAAAAAGGUACAAGUGGCUGCCUUAUUACGGAGCAUCCAAUAAAUGCGAGUUAAAUUGCAUACCCAAAGGAGAGAACUUUUACUACAGGCACAAAAUGGCUGUACUUGAUGGCACUCCAUGUGAUCCAGGCAGAAGAGACAUCUGUGUAGAGGGUGUAUGCAAAACGGUUGGCUGCGAUAAUGUAUUGGAUUCAUCCAAAAGAGAGGAUCAUUGUUUGGUAUGUGGAGGGGACGGUAGCUCCUGCUAUGAAGUCAAAGGAUCUUAUGACUCGAAUACAGUAUCCAAAGGGUACAGUCAGCUCUUCACUAUACCAAUUGGAGCCAUCAAUAUUCAAAUUAGGGAAGUUUCACCAACAAGGAACUUUUUAGCUGUAAAGAACGCACGUGGAGAUUAUUACCUGAACGGACAUUGGACUAUUGAAUACAGCCGCGCCCUGCCUGUGGCCAGCACUGUUCUCCAUUACUAUCGAAGCUCUGAGGGAGAUUUGGCACCUGAAGUACUAACAGCCAGAGGACCCACUACUGAACCUUUACUUAUUGAGCUCAUUGGCCAAGAACCCAACAGAGGAGUUCACUAUGAAUACUAUUUACCCAAUAGUCUUGAAGAGGAUGACUAUCGGUGGAGCUAUGGCUCGUGGACGGAGUGCAGUGCAGAGUGUGGUGGAGGUUACCAGUCUCGCUUGGUGUUCUGUACUAUAGAUAAUGAAGCAUAUCCAGAUUAUAUGUGCACAAAGAAACCUGCUCCAGCAAACAACAGAACCUGUAGCAUACAGCCGUGUCCACAGACAAAAAGGAUUUCUUACUUAUAUCAGCCAACCAUGUGGAAUCGUUUAGUGAACACAAAAAUGACCAGCUGGAAGGCUGGCGAAUGGGGGCCAUGCACUGCCACCUGUGGAGGAGGUACUCAGACGCGUUCAGUAUAUUGUGCUACGUAUGAAGGCAGAGCUUACCAGCAGGCCGCAACUGAUGCAGAGUGCAGUGCGUUCAUGGAAAAGCCACCGAGCCAGCAAGUUUGCAAUCUCCGGUCAUGCGCUAAAUGGAGCAUCGGGCCAUGGACACAGUGCUCGGCCGAGUGUGGAGAAGGAAUCCAGAAACGAACAGUAACUUGCAAAACAGACACUGGUGCUAUUGUUCAGGAUACUGCAUGCCUGCACCAAGUCAAACCACUUGAUAACCAGAUAUGUUAUGCUGAAACGUGUGUUGAAGAAAUUGGCUGGCAUAUCGGAGAAUGGGGUCUGUGCUCAAAAAGCUGUAGCAAUGGUAUCCGAAAACGUCAGGUGGUCUGUGCUGACAGCAAUCGGAACAUCUUUGAUCCAGCAACAUGUGAAGCCUAUGAGCCUGAAAAGCCAGUUCAGAUUGAGCACUGUAACAUGCAGCCAUGCUACCUACAACAGCAGGUUCCAAGUAUGCAAGACACCUGGGGCUAUGAUAAUUCAGAUCAGUUUUCUCUUGCACGGUACAGGCAGCCCACCCUCCCCCCCCCUCUUCCUGCCCCUAAAGAAGAUAACUUUCUUCCCUCAAAUCGCAGAGACUGCAGGCGCAGUAGGUACGGAUGCUGCUCUGAUGGUGUAACAUUUGCUCAAGGCUUCAACAAUGAAGGGUGUCCAAGUGAAAGGAACACAAGAGCUGACCUUUCAAUGCCUUCAGGUGAAUGCAGAACCUCUACAUAUGGAUGCUGCUUUGAUAAUGUCAAUAAAGCCUCUGGUCCUCUUGGUGAAGGAUGUCAAAGUAAACCCAGUUAUGAUUAUCCAACAAUGUGUUUACUUCCAAGUGCUCUGGGGCCUUGCAGUGAUUGGACAACUCGCUGGUAUUUUGUGCCAGAUGUUGGAAAAUGCAACCGGUUCUGGUAUGGUGGAUGCCAAGGUAACAAAAACAAUUUUGAAAGUGAAGAGGAAUGUAUCAACUCCUGCAAGACGAUUUCAGGAAGGACAACAGGUAUUAUAGAGUAUAGGUACCGCCAGCGAGGAAUGAAAUGGGACCGCUUGUCACACGAACACCCUGGGAUUGAUGAUGCAACAGCUUUUGGGACUGAACAAGGCUCUCGAGGGAUGGUUAAAACACUUGACCAAGACCCUGAAGGAAGACAGUGGGAUGAGCACAAUGUGGGGCAUGAAGAAUCUCAGCCCUUGACAGAACAAAAUGCAUAUGGGCAAAUUGCAAAAGAAGAUACUUCACGUCACUCUUCCGUUUACCGAAUUAUUUUGGACAAGGCCGAAUCCUCCUCCACAGAGGCAUCAGUUGGAGAAACGAUCCGUCUACUUUGCAGAGUCAGUGAUUAUCCUUUCCCCAAAGUGGAAUGGCAGAAAAAUGGAAGUCCUGUAUACUCCACCAGGCACACGUACCAAUCAGACAACUCUUUAGUGAUCAGUGACGUCGGUCUUGAAGAUGCUGGUACUUACAUAUGUAUGGUUUCAAAUGGAAAUCGCAGAGAGACACAUAGAGUGCGGCUUCAAGUAGGAGGUGUGAAAACAAGUGAACAUCACAGAACACAUGGCAGUGGUCACAGACUUGGCUUUCAUGAAGAUAUGAGAACAGACUCUCUUCCUGCUCAGACAUCAAGAGAGCGCUCACAGAGCAGUCAUAAUAUACACUCGGGGAGGAGAGAUUCUAAAAAGCCAAUUUUAACGGGACCUGUGGAGGCAGAAGCAAAUCUCGGCCAUCGAACAAGGCUUUCUUGUUAUCUUGAAAUAUCUCCCAGCACUACAGUUGAAUGGCAGAAAGAUGGGAUGCCAUUGCCUUCCCCUAGGUACAGAAAGCAUGCAGAUGGUUCUCUUGUCAUAAGUCGUGUUAGCUCAGAAGAUGAGGGACUCUACACAUGUGCGACAACAAAUGGAUCCCGGAGGGAAUUCAAACAAAUACAACUUAAAGUCAAAGGUGAAUUGAAGAUCACUGAACCUCCCAGUAGUGUUUCUGUGGCUGAAGGGGAUGACGCUUCACUACGCUGUGUGGUGAUAGGUGACAAUGUCAACGUUAAGUGGUCAAGAAAUGGUGUUCCAGUGCAAUCAGAUGGCCGCCAUACCUAUGUAUCACACGAUGGCAGCCUGGUUAUAAGGAACACCAAAACAGCAGAUGAGGGAGCCUACACAUGUAAUGCAUACAGUGGCACCCACUCCAUCAGCGCUAGCGCAGAAGUCAGAGUAAGCAAGCAAAAAGCAGCAGAUCCUAACAAUGAAUGCAUUGACCACCCUGAACUGGCCAACUGUGACCUCAUUGUUUAUGCCCAGCUUUGUGCCAAUGAGUACUACGGCAGCUUCUGCUGUGCCAGCUGCUCUAGACAUCGCUCAGAACACAGCCAAAGACACCAGGGCUGAAAGACCUUUCUGAAACACAUCCGAGCUAAAACAACAGCAAACAAUUUGGAGCAACCUUCUUAGCCUCUAUGCCCUUGGAUGUGUGAAUUACAAUGGGAUAUAAAAUAAUCCUGGAGGUUGCUUUAAAGAAGCAUCACUUAAAAGACACAUAACCCCAAAAUCUGCUGUCAUGUUAUAUAUCCCUCCUACAAGAAUGAAA
Bufo bufo (common toad) is the source of this 4557-nucleotide messenger RNA. It is a transcript of the gene PAPLN, whose product is annotated as papilin, proteoglycan like sulfated glycoprotein. Gene Ontology annotation, molecular function: metalloendopeptidase activity; serine-type endopeptidase inhibitor activity. Gene Ontology annotation, cellular component: extracellular matrix. Gene Ontology annotation, biological process: extracellular matrix organization. Bases 744 to 4358 code for a protein of 1204 amino acids. The transcript has 30 exons. The record is from RefSeq and is a predicted model, not a curated record. Lineage: Eukaryota; Metazoa; Chordata; Amphibia; Anura; Bufonidae.